AUGAGGUGGUUCGGCAUAUUCAGCCUCCCUCUCUCCAUCAAUCCCAGUCUCCCGCAUUACCAACAAAAUGGCAACUUCCUCAAUCCCAUCCCCGGCGGUCGUAUCCGCCGGCGUCCACCGCCCCCUCCGCAGAACCGUUGCACUUCCCUUUCCAUCCUCUGUGGCCGCAAAAACUCACCGACCAAUCACUACUCUUCGCGCCUCCUCCGCCGCUGCAUCGGCUGGCGGGGGCGCGGAGCUCACUACGGCGAUCUGGUGGCGAAUCUCCUGCUAGGCCUAACCGUACUGUGGCUACCGCUAACCCUAGCGGCGGUGUCGAGGGCGUUUAACCUCCGUUACAGGUUCACGAAUCUGAGAGUGACGGUGAUAUCGGGACUGACCGGAGAGGACAGGAGCGACUUCUCGUACACGGCGAUAAAGGACGUGAAGGUGGUGCCGAGGUUCAUCGGAGAGUGGGGUGACAUCGUCAUAACGUUGAAGGACGGGACGAAGGUGGAUCUGAGGAGCGUUCCCAAGUUCAGAGAGAUCGCCAAGUAUUGCUUAGCCAUGGCCGAUCAACCUGCGGUCUUGAAGGAAUCUGCCCCCAAGGGCUUCUGAUCUUUUUCUCUCUCUCUCAAUUGAUUGUGAAUUAUGUUCCUAAUAACGGAUUACAUAUAUAUGUAUUUACUCGUAUAUUGGUUUCUGAUACGAUAAAGUUUGGGGGGAGAAAAUAUUUUAUGGGCUUUUUGAAUUUGAAGGUUGAGGUUAUUUGGGCU
Molecule: messenger RNA, 755 nt
Organism: Tarenaya hassleriana
Lineage: Eukaryota; Viridiplantae; Streptophyta; Magnoliopsida; Brassicales; Cleomaceae
Exons: 2
Coding region: 1-597 (198 amino acids)
Source: RefSeq, a predicted model, not a curated record